UUGAAAUCAAGAUGGCGGUGUGCAUACCGCUGUCUGUAAAAAUGUCACCCUCAGCUUUACUGGGCUUUAGGUGUCUUUUGACUAAACAGUAUUCCUCCAGAAAGCUGCUAAAGUCUUUGACCGAGGUCUGCAGACGAGGUUGCUCGGUGAGAGCCCAGCAGGCGGUGGAGGAGAGCGGGGCAAGCACCGCCGGGUUUCGCAGCCCUCUGGAUCACUACAACGGGCUGAUCAGAGACGGCUCGCUGCGGGAGGAUGAGCACCAGAAAGCGGUGCUGCAGACACUGGACCAGCUCCACAAAACACUCCGAGGAUACAGCAACACACCGAGAUCUUUCUUCUCCAAGUUAUUCACCAAACCGACUGCUCCAAAAGGUUACUACAUCUACGGUGAUGUUGGCACAGGAAAAACUAUGGUGAUGGAUAUGUUUUAUUCAUACGUUGAGACUGAAAAGAAAAAGAGGGUUCAUUUCCACGGCUUCAUGUUGGAUGUGCAUAAAAGGAUCCAUCGGCUGAAACAGAGGAUGCCAAAGAGAGAAGCAGGAAGAAUGGCCAAAUCCUACGACCCCAUUGCUCCAGUUGCUGAGGAGAUCAGUGAGGAGGCUUGUCUUCUGUGCUUUGAUGAGUUCCAGGUCACUGAUAUUGCUGAUGCCAUGAUUCUCAAGCAGCUCUUUGAGAAUCUCUUUCUGAAGGGUGUUGUUGUUGUGGCCACUUCCAAUCGUCCCCCUGAAGACUUAUAUAAAAACGGGCUGCAGAGAGUAAACUUCGUGCCGUUUAUUGCUGUGUUGCAGAAAUAUUGCCAAACUCUUCGCCUGGAUUCUGGGAUAGAUUACCGCAGAAGGAACAGACCCUCUGCAGGAAAACUAUACUUCCUCUCCAGUGAGCCUGAUGUAGAAGUGACACUAGACCAGAUGUUUGAUGAGCUGGCUUUUAAGCAAAAUGACAUAACACGGCCAAGAGUUUUGAAUGUUAACAACAGGAAAGUCCGUCUGAACAAAGCUUGUGGGACCAUUGCGGACUGUACGUUUGAGGAGCUGUGUGAUAGACCUUUAGGGGCCAGUGACUACCUGGAGUUAUCCCGGCUGUUUGACACCGUCUUCAUUCGACACAUUCCUCUGCUGACGCUGAACAAGAAAACUCAAGCCAGGCGACUCAUCACGCUCGUGGACUCCUUCUACGACCACAAGGUGCGGGUGGUGAUUCUUGCAGAUCAUCCACUGGAUGAUAUGUUUGUACACAACGGUGAUCACGGUCACGAUGAGAGCCACAUUCUGAUGGACGACCUGGGGCUGAAAAGGGAUGAAGCCAGCAGUCUUUCCAUCUUCAGUGGAGAGGAGGAAAUGUUUGCCUUCCAGAGGACAGUGUCUCGCCUCACAGAGAUGCAGACAGAAGAAUAUUGGUUGGAAGGUGACAGAAGCACUAAAUCACAGAAUUCCAUCCGACACAAUCUGUCCCUCCAUAGUCGUUUUGUGAAAGUCCAGAAUGAAGGAACGGGGAAAAGCUCCUGGUGGAUGGUCAACCCAGAAGGAGGGAAAGGAGGCAAAGCUCCCAGACGCCGGGCCGUAUCGAUGGAUAACAGCAAGUACAUCAAAGGAGCCCGAGGACGUGCCACCAAGAAGAAAGCCUCGCUGCAGGCAGCCCAAGAUGGCAGCUCUGAGAGCUCCUCCAGCCUCUCCAAAUGGACAGGAAGUCCCACCUCCCGCAGCAGCGACGAGUUGGACGCCUGGACAGACUUUCGCUCUCGGACCAAUUCCAACGCCAGCACGCUCAGCGGUCGUCUGUCCCCGAUCCUGGCCAACCUGGAGCUGGACGAGGUGCCCGAUGAUGACUUGCCGCUCUCCCCCAUGCUGUACUCCAGCCCCAGCAGCAUGUCCCCAUCCACGGGGCCCACGGGGCUCUCUGACCUGGCAGGUACCAUGAACCUCAACGACGGGCUCUCUGACAACCUGAUGGACGACCUUUUAGACAAUAUCAGCCUGACGGCAUCCCAGCAGCCUCCUCCUGGAGAGGAAGACAACGGAGCUAAUGGUCAGGGGAGCUCAGUGUUUACCUUCAGCUGCUCAGGAAGCAGUCUGGGUAGCCCCUCUGGCAGCUACGGGCCUAACCCUCUUUUUAGCCCGCCGUCCAUCACAAGCCUGCGCCAGUCGCCCAUGCAGACCAUCCAGGAGAACAAGCAGACCACCUUCUCCUGCAUCUCGCACUUCGACGACCACCAGACCCUGCAGGAUCUGCUCAGCCUGGACUCCCACAGCCCCAGCAACGUCAUGCUCACCCAGUCCGACCCGCUGAUGUCGCAGGCCAGCACCGCCAUUGCCCUGCAGAACUCCCGCCGAAACGCCAUGCUGCUGCGCAAAGACCCCAUGUUGGUGAACCACACCAGCGUGGGUGAGGCCCAAAGCUCUUCAGUGCCUGGUUGGCAAGCUGGCUUGUCAACCUCUGACAAAGACGCGGGCCACCCCGACGCAAAGCAGCCCCACCUGAGGUCUCCCAGCAAGAACGCCUCCAUGCAGCUCGGCUCUGGUUUGUCCGUCCAGGACCGCUUUUCUGCUGAUCUGGAUCUGGAUAUGUUCAACAGCAGUCUUGAGUCUGACAUCGACUCCAUCCGCAAUGAACUGAUGGAAGCAGACUGCCUGGACCUGAGCUUCGACUCUCGCCUCACCUCCGCCCAGAACGGCAACAGGAAUUCAGGAAGCUUCUCCAGCUCGAAACAGACCUCCCCUCACAGCUGGGUCCCAAGCUGAGAGGCUUUGUCAGAGCUCAGCAUUGGUGGAAAAAAAAAUUAGUGGGGGAAAUGUAAAUUGGGGUUCAUUGUCCUGCGUUGUGCAACUAUAGGGAAGAAACUACGUAAACGUGUAUUCAUGUAGUAUGUUUUUUCUCCAUUAUUUUCAAUGUGAGGCAUUAAGUUUGGUACUGUAUUUUAAGUGUCUGAGACACACAAUGGUGUCUUCACAGAGGAGAAAAACAAUUCUUUAAAAAGAUCAAUGCCUGGGCGGUGGGAACAACAACAUUGACUGGAAUGGAAGUACAGGACAUUUUGUUAGAAAAAGCAUCAACUCGUGUUAGUCUCAGGGAAUCACCCAUGCAGUAUCACAAAGUGGUACAUGAAACUGAAGAUGAAUUAUGUUUUCGCCCUGCUUUCUCUCCUCUUUCACACCCUUUCAUACCAACAUUUUUGCCAAACCAGCUGUCAGCCUGUUGUGAGUGACAGCCUGUUUACAGAAAAAGCUGCAGAGAAUGUUACAUUAUUAUGUUCCAGUGGAGGUUACUUGACAAACUUUUUUUUUCUCCCUUUUAAGUUUCUUAGAGACGUAGCUUAAAUGGACUAAAAGAUUUAAAAACAAAUAUAUAUAAAAGUUUUUUUUUUUUUUUUUUUUCCCCAAUGAUUCACAGAGUCACGCACCAAAUAUCAAUCUGUAGAGGUUAAUAUGUUAUCAAGAUGUGAACUGAUCUACAUUGUGUGGUUUUUGUAUGAUGUCUUAUUUUUAUUUAGCAAAUUUUACCCUGUGAUUUUAGUGACAUUACUGUGAAAUCUGUUCCUUCUAAAAAAAGGUGCAUUACUGAAGUCUUGA
Perca flavescens (yellow perch) is the source of this 3566-nucleotide messenger RNA. It is a transcript of the gene afg1la, whose product is annotated as AFG1 like ATPase a. NCBI's taxonomy places the organism in Eukaryota, Metazoa, Chordata, Actinopteri, Perciformes, Percidae. Gene Ontology annotation, molecular function: DNA-binding transcription factor activity; sequence-specific DNA binding; ATP hydrolysis activity. The record is from RefSeq and is a predicted model, not a curated record. The transcript is spliced from 14 exons. The coding region runs from base 12 to 2738 and encodes 908 amino acids. Gene Ontology annotation, biological process: regulation of DNA-templated transcription. Gene Ontology annotation, cellular component: cytoplasm; mitochondrion.